Hydra vulgaris (swiftwater hydra) is the source of this 1680-nucleotide messenger RNA. Its product is annotated as protein SAND. The record is from RefSeq and is a predicted model, not a curated record. Gene Ontology annotation, biological process: vesicle-mediated transport; protein targeting to vacuole. NCBI's taxonomy places the organism in Eukaryota, Metazoa, Cnidaria, Hydrozoa, Anthoathecata, Hydridae. Gene Ontology annotation, cellular component: Mon1-Ccz1 complex.
UGUUUUAGUCUAGUAAUUAAAAUGAUUUGAAAUGGCUUUGGCUGACAAUGCUGUUGAAACUUCAAAAGACUUAGGAGUUGAAGAUGUUUUAGUGGGAACUGAACCUGGUGCAAGAAAUUCCAAUCUGUUUGCAGCUGAUUCGUUUGAAGAUCUUAGUCAGGAAGAGUGCACAGAGUUUCUUCCUACAUGUUCGUCUGCCUCAGAAAUGGUUCAUUUAGAAAAUUUGAAAAAAGGACAUCAACCUAAUAUUGAUGAUGAAAACCAAAUUGAUAUAGACAAACAUCAAACUGGACUAGAAGUUGAGACAGUAGAUGAAGCCAGAUUGAAACGUGCUGAGUCAGUAUUUGAACAAGAGAGGCAAAACUCUGUUGAAGAUAUGAAUAAUCCUCAAUGGAAAAAACAUAAGAAGCACAUCUUUAUACUAAGUGAAGCUGGAAAACCAAUCUAUACAAGAUAUGGCAAUGAAGAAGAAUUAGUGACAAUGAUGGGGUUAAUGCAAGCUAUAGUUUCUUUUGUUCAAGAUUCUAACGAUAAUCUAAGAUACAUUGUUGCAGGUGAGCAUAAGUUUGUGUUUCUUACACGUGGGCCCAUUAUUUUGGUAGCAGUUUGUUCAUCAUCUGAUUUCCAUUCCCAGCUUGUUCUUCAACUAACAUAUGUUUACCAUCAAGUUUUAAGUGUUCUAACUUUCACCCAACUUACAAAAAUUUUUGAACAUAGAAGAAACUAUGAUUUGCGCAAGUUACUAUCUGGGACUGAAAAGUUUAUUGAUAAUCUCUUGAACCUGAUGACAUAUGAUCCAAGUUUUUUACUUCAGGCUGUUCGAUGUUUACCAAUGUCAAGCGCUGUUAGAGACACUAUAGGGCAAGCAUUACAGUUUGUCAAAUGCAAAGAGUUAGUAUUUGCAAUAUUGGUUGUCGGAAAUCAACUUGUAACAAUGGUUAGGCCAAAGAAGUUUAGUUUACAUCCUUCAGAUCUUCAUCUAGUAUUUAAUCUUGUUAAUGCUUCAAAAGCAUUUCACUCAGCAGAGUCUUGGACACCAAUAUGCCUGCCUCGUUUUGAUAAUAGUGGUUAUUUAUAUGCUCAUAUAUCCUACUUAAAUGAUGAUUCACCUGCUUGUCUUUUAUUAUUAUCAUCUGACAGAAAUGCAUUUUUUCCACUUUCAACAUGUAAAGCGAAAAUAAUAGAGCGUUUAGACAAGUACAAAUGUCUUGAAUCCCUAUCAAAAGCUGCCAAAGUUGAUAGUUAUAAAAUUGAACAAGUUGGUAUAUCAGAACUGAGACAUUUUGUUUACAAAUCGCGAAGCACUGCUCAAUUUACUUCUCCUGAAAUUGGUCAUCCUUAUACUUCUGAUCUUGAACAAGAAAGACUUUUUAGUCAAUACCUUCAUCUUCAUCACCGAAUCCACGGAAGUUCUAGACCAGCAAAAAUACUUUGUGUUUCAUUAUCAACAGAAAUGCUCCUUGGUUGGGUUACAUCAGGGUUUGAAUUAUAUGCAGCCUUUAAUCCUUUGACUACAAAAUCAAUAGCUAUCAAUGCUGUCAAUAGACUUCUUAGAUGGAUUAAGAAGGAAGAAGAAGUGCUGUUUAUUGUGAACUCGUACACAUAUUAAAGAAAAACAAUUAUACAGACGGUUUCACGUGUAAAUUUAUACCUUUAUAUAAAGUACAUAUCAAUAUUUAA